This is a messenger RNA of Neltuma alba, 1761 nucleotides long. RefSeq names its product BRASSINOSTEROID INSENSITIVE 1-associated receptor kinase 1-like. The transcript is spliced from 10 exons. Gene Ontology annotation, biological process: protein phosphorylation. NCBI's taxonomy places the organism in Eukaryota, Viridiplantae, Streptophyta, Magnoliopsida, Fabales, Fabaceae. Gene Ontology annotation, molecular function: ATP binding; protein kinase activity; protein binding. The coding region runs from base 1 to 1761 and encodes 586 amino acids. The record is from RefSeq and is a predicted model, not a curated record.
AUGGGGUCGUUUCUUCUCUGCGCAAUUCUAUUGUUUGUAGUUGAGCGAAAGGUUUCUGGCAUUACCGAAGGUGAGGCCCUGAUUGCAUUGAAGAAGAACAUGAACGAUCCUAACGAUGUUCUUAAAAACUGGGAUUCUUCCAUAGUGAAUCCCUGCACCUGGUUUGGUGUUAAAUGCAAUGGUGAAAGCGUCACUCGUAUGGAAAUUUAUGGGAAUAAUAUCAGAGGAAAAAUCCCAAAAGAGCUGGGAAACUUGACAAGCUUGGUGACCUUGGAUCUUUACUCGAACAGACUAAGUGGUCCGAUUCCAGACACAUUAGGCAAACUUAAGAACUUACAAUUCCUGCGUCUCAACGAUAACAACUUAUCAGGAAACAUUCCUGUGUCUUUGACUGGUCUUAAAUUACUGCAAGUUCUUGAUUUCUCGAGCAACGAGUUAAGUGGAGAAAUACCAGUUGGCGGUUCAUUAUUAUCAUUUUAUCCCUCCGGUUUUUCAAAUAAUCGUGGACUAAGAGCACCGAAGGGACUACCUCUGACGCCAACAUCUCUUUCAGGUAACAGUAAUACUAGAGCAAUUGCAGGAGGAGCUGCUGCUGGCGGUGCACUGUUAUUUGUAACACUCGUUAUUGUACUCGUAUAUUGCAGAAGAAGGAGAUCACAAGAACAUUUCUUUGAUGUUGCUGCUGAGGAUCCUCCUGAUGCAAAUGAUCAUCACCAUGGUCAACUUAAGCGGUUUUCUCUGCUUGAACUACUUGUAGCAACAGAUAACUUUAGUAGCAGAAACAUUCUGGGUGUAGGUGGUUUUGGAAGGGUUUAUAAAGGACGCUUGGCUGAUGGUUCUCUUGUAGCAGUAAAGAGACUUAAAGAGGAACGAACACAUGGCGAAGACGUUCAAUUUCAAACAGAAAUGGAAAUGAUCAGCAUGGCUGUGCAUCGAAACUUGCUUCGCCUUCUUGGAUUCUGCUCUACACCCACUGAACGCUUGCUUGUUUAUCCUCUCAUGGUUAAUGGCAGCGUAGCAUCAUGCUUACGAGGGCGUCCAGAAUCACGACCUGCAUUAGACUGGUUAACUCGGAAGCGUAUAGCAGUAGGGGCUGCAAGGGGACUUGCGUAUCUGCAUGAUCAUUGUGAGCCAAAGAUUAUUCACAGAGAUAUUAAAGCAGCAAACAUAUUGCUGGACGAGGAAUUUGAAGCAGUUGUGGGGGAUUUUGGUUUAGCAAAACUCAUGGAUUACAAAGCCACUCAUGUUACGACUGAAGUAAGAGGGACGAUUGGGUAUAUAGCACCAGAAUAUCUCUCCACUGGACAGUCUUCAGAGAAGACUGAUGUUUUUGGAUAUGGUGUUAUGCUUCUUGAACUAAUCACUGGACAGAAAGCUUUUGAUCUCGCUCGACUUGCAAUAGACAAUGAUCAUAUCAUGUUGCUUGACUGGGUGAGAGAAGUGGUGAAAGAGAAGAAGUUGGGGACUCUAGUGGAUGCUGAUUUAAGGGGAAUUUGUGACGAACAAGAAGUUGAAGAGGUAGUCAAAGUGUGUUUACUGUGCACACAGAACAACCCUUUGAGAAGGCCAAGGAUGUCACAAGUGGUGAGAAUGCUGGAAAGUGAGGGUAUGCAUGAAGACUGGGAACAAUGGCAGAUGGAGAUGUCGUCGCAGCAACAUAGUGUUGAUUUUAAUAUGAGCCAUCAUCAGGUCAAUGCUGAUGAAUGUACUUUAAGCUCAAGUUCAUGUAUAGUACCAGAAGAACUUUCAGGUCCACGAUGA